CUCUAAAAAUAUCUCUAAACACAAUACAAUACCACUCUCAUUAAGACAUAGAAUCUCUUAAAACACAAUUACAACACUCUCCUCCUUUUCUUCUUCUCCUCCUCCUUCUUCUUCUUCUUGAGAAACAAAAUGAACCCAUUUGUCUCUUAACCAAAGUUUCUCUCUUUUUCCCUUCUCUCAAUUUGAUUCCAUAUCACAACCCAAGGACUAUCAAACACAAAGAACACCAUCACCACCGUUGAUCAUCAUCAUCAUCAUCAUAAUCAUCAUGAGCAGCCUAGAAGAGUCGAUGCGAUCUCUCUCCCUUGAUUACCUCAACCUCCUGAUCAACGGCCAGGCCUUCAGCGACGUCACCUUCAACGUGGAGGGGCGUCUGGUCCACGCGCACCGCUGCAUCCUCGCCGCGCGUAGCCUCUUCUUCCGCAAGUUCUUCUGCGGGCCGGACCCUCCCUCCGGCGGGCUCGACCCGGUCUCCCCUUCCUCCUCCGGGCCUCGGCCCAUGGGCUCGGGAAGCUCCGCGGCCGGCAGGCCCGGGAAUUCGGCUGUGAUUCCGGUGAACUCUGUUGGGUACGAGGUUUUCUUGUUGCUUCUUCAGUUCUUGUACAGCGGACAAGUUUCCAUAGUUCCUCAGAAGCAUGAGCCCAGGCCCAAUUGCGGCGAGAGAGGGUGUUGGCACACGCAUUGCACCUCAGCCGUUGAUCUUGCUCUCGACACUCUCGCCGCCGCUAGAUCCUUCGGCGUUGAACAGCUCGCAAUGCUCACUCAGAAACAAUUGGCAAGCAUGGUAGAAAAGGCCUCAAUUGAAGAUGUAAUGAAAGUGUUAUUAGCCUCAAGAAAGCAAGACAUGCAGCAACUUUGGACAACCUGCUCCCACCUCGUGGCCAAAUCCGGCCUCCCGCCAGAAGUCCUCGCCAAACACCUCCCGAUCGACGUCGUCGCGAAAAUCGAGGAGCUCCGUCUCAAAUCCUCCCUCGCCCGCCGCUCCCUCCUCCCCCACCACCACGGCCACCACCAUCACCACCACCACCACCACCACGACCUCGGCGCAGCUGCCGACCUCGAGGACCAAAAAAUCCGCCGAAUGCGCCGCGCCCUCGACUCCUCAGACGUCGAGCUUGUCAAGCUUAUGGUAAUGGGGGAAGGCCUAAACCUCGACGAGGCGCUAGCCCUACAUUACGCCGUGGAGAAUUGCAGCCGGGAAGUAGUCAAGGCCUUGCUCGAGCUCGGCGCAGCGGACGUGAAUUACCCCGCCGGGCCGGCCGGCAAGACCCCGCUCCACGUCGCCUCCGAGAUGGUUUCGCCCGACAUGGUGGCGGUCCUCCUCGACCACCACGCCGACCCGAAUGUCCGAACGGUCGACGGUGUCACUCCACUCGACGUUCUCCGAACCCUAACUUCCGAUUUCCUCUUCAAAGGAGCUGUCCCGGGAUUGACUCACAUCGAACCGAACAAGCUCAGGCUUUGCCUUGAGCUUGUCCAAUCGGCUGCUUUGGUUCUCUCGCGUGAAGAAGGCAAUAACAAUACAAAUGCGAAUUGCGGCAACACCAAUAGUAACGCUUCUCCUACAGUUAUUUACCCUCCGAUGAAUGAAGAGGGGAAUAUCGAUUCCAGGUUGGUUUAUCUCAAUCUUGGAGCCACGCAAAUGGGAGGGUCCAGAAUGGACGGUGACGAUGAUAGCAGUCACAGCAGUGGCCACAGAGAUCAUCAUCAUCACCAUCAACAUCAUCAAGGCAUGAACCCGGCAAUGUAUCACCACCACUCUCAUGACUUCUAAAUUAUUGAUAUUAUUGAGCUUAAAAAUCGUAAUAUUACUUUUCCACUCUAUAAUAUGAUCUCUACAUAUAUCUUAGUUU
Molecule: messenger RNA, 1853 nt
Organism: Morus notabilis
Lineage: Eukaryota; Viridiplantae; Streptophyta; Magnoliopsida; Rosales; Moraceae
Product: regulatory protein NPR5
Exons: 2
Coding region: 269-1774 (501 amino acids)
Biological process (GO): plant organ development
Molecular function (GO): protein binding
Source: RefSeq, a predicted model, not a curated record